Molecule: messenger RNA, 162 nt
Organism: Penicillium digitatum Pd1
Lineage: Eukaryota; Fungi; Ascomycota; Eurotiomycetes; Eurotiales; Aspergillaceae
Source: RefSeq, a predicted model, not a curated record
AUGUGUUUUUUUCGAUGGUACACAACUUUCAGCGUAAUUAGAAUUAUCCUUUUUUUAAUAUUUCGCGUUUCUUUUUGGCGAGAUAUAUGGUGGCCUAGAAGGAGAAAUCUUCACAUUAAACACAUUUUUGGUCUGCGCACACCAUGUCGCGCUAGAUCUUGA